Molecule: messenger RNA, 1764 nt
Organism: Pundamilia nyererei
Lineage: Eukaryota; Metazoa; Chordata; Actinopteri; Cichliformes; Cichlidae
Source: RefSeq, a predicted model, not a curated record
AUGCUUUUCUCAUGGAUUGCAGUAAAACAAAGCCUUAAGGAUGUGGGUUUUCAAGCUGUGGAUGUGUUCACCACUGGUAAAAGGGAUGGAUUCAGAAGAACAAUCCUUCUCCUCCUCAUCUGUAGCAUCUCCAGCCUCCUGCUCAGCUCCCUGCUCCUCCUGUACCUCCUUUUCGCUCUGGACUAUGAGCUAGCAGUGGCUGGGGGGAUUGCCGCCUGCUUUGGGACACUGCUGACUGUUGCCCUCUUCCUAUCAAAGAGAGUAAGGUGUUUAGGGACUCUUUUUGUUAUAUCCAUUUUCAUGAAAAAGAGUAGGAACUUGCUGUUAACUGCUGGAACCAGCUUAGUGGUUCUUAAGAACAUCCGUAACACUCUGGAGAACCUCUCGCUGCUGGUCAGGAGUAUGAUUUGCAACCUGAAGGCAAAAAAAGCCUCCAUCAUUGCUCCAUUUACUAACUAUGUUCAGAUGUUGAAGUGGAUCGGAGACAUGCUCAAAGGGGUUACAAACCUGGGAGUAGUGAGAUUUGACUCCCAGCUCAACGUCUCUCCAAGAUUGGAAUCAGAAGAAUUCAGGCAGAGGCUCGCAGGAGCAGAGCAGAAGCUCAACGAGACUGUUAAAUAUGCACAGGCCCUGAUGAAUACAGUGAGCUCAGUGACCGACAGGAUGUUUCCUGCCAUCAGCUUCCUGGUGCUCAUGAUGUUUAUAGCAUUGCACAUAAAAAAAUACUGCAGAGACAUGAAAUACAAAAACAGGUUCAUCAGCAGCAAGUUUGUUCAUUUUGACGAGAAGCAGAAGGCGGAAGGAAAAUCCCACGUCCUUCCCCUCACGGCAGAGGAGGAGCAGCUGUACACCUUCAUUCCCUCCGCCCGUCCCACAACAAGAGAAGGGAAAGCUAUGGUGAAAUUUGGAAUUCCAGUUGUCUCCCAUUUCAUAGCUUGGGUCAUAUUCAUAACUGUGGACGCCUUGCUGUACUGUUUUGUUGACAUUGUUACAGCAAGGUUAUCAGAGCUGGAGCCAUUCCACAUCCCUUUGUUAAUGAGCAUCAAAGGAAUUGCAACUUUAAUUGGAAUGUCUCUUGGACAAGAAAAUCAUGAAAAAGACUUUUCCUACUCUGUGACUCUGUUUGAGAAGCAGUGCCUCCCCAAACCCAAGUUGUUGCUAUAUAGUUCUGUAAUUCCACUGACUGCCAUCCUGCUCACCCUGCUUGUUAUGGCUCUGAUGUCAACCAAAGUCUCCCAGCUAAGGUUGAUGGUCUGUGAACAGUUCUUCCCCUCUGCUGCUGAGGAGAGAGUGGAGUACCUCCACGGCAAAAUCCUGAGGAAGAGAUUCAAAAUGAGAAAGGAGAAAAACAACUGCAGCCUCAGGGUUGGGCCUCCGUGCAUGCACCCACCCACAACCUCGGUGACACACCAACCAGGACCCAAGCCCCAAAGGCCCAGCCAGAGCCCCAGCCCGGAGGCAGAGCACGCCCAGAACCCCAAGUCCACUCUGGACCCACCCAGAGUUCAGCUAGACUACCAGGUCGGUAACCUUCGUCCGCCAGCACAGACCCUCCUCCAGCCCUGCUGCAGGCAACCACCAGGAAAACACCACCCAAGAGCCACAGAUCCCCAUUCAGUUCAGUACCACAGCCCCCAGGUUGAGUCCCCGAAGAAUCCCCAGACACCCCAAGCCUGUACCUACCCCUACAUCAAGCGCAAUAAUGAAGGCGGGAAGACUAAUAUGAUCUUUCAGACGGUCUCUAUAAUGCCAGGGUGCAUCUAA